Suillus fuscotomentosus is the source of this 159-nucleotide messenger RNA. RefSeq lists its product as uncharacterized. The annotation marks the transcript as partial. Lineage: Eukaryota; Fungi; Basidiomycota; Agaricomycetes; Boletales; Suillaceae. The record is from RefSeq and is a predicted model, not a curated record. The transcript has a single exon.
CUGCAAUACGCUCCCUCUGGCGAUCUUCCUCGUCUUCCAAAGUGGUUCAUAGGAUUGCAAGCGCUCUCUCAUGGUCGUAAAUCAGGCGAGGGAUGGAGUUUAUUCAUUGGCAGUGGCUCGCAGGACUUAAUUUACAAGGUUAGGAUCUCUCUAAAUCUA